Messenger RNA from Candida tropicalis MYA-3404, 1152 nucleotides. It is a transcript of the gene MRP7, whose product is annotated as mitochondrial 54S ribosomal protein bL27m. Gene Ontology annotation, cellular component: mitochondrial large ribosomal subunit; ribosome. Lineage: Eukaryota; Fungi; Ascomycota; Pichiomycetes; Serinales; Debaryomycetaceae. The record is from RefSeq and is a predicted model, not a curated record. The transcript has a single exon. Gene Ontology annotation, biological process: translation. Bases 1 to 1152 code for a protein of 383 amino acids. Gene Ontology annotation, molecular function: structural constituent of ribosome.
AUGUCAUCAUUAGUCAAGGGGUUGUUUAGUAACACGAGAAAGUCUAUUGACUUGUCCUCGAAUCCUCUCAAUAUAUCUAUUCAAAUCCGUACUGCCAAGAAGAGAGUUUCUGGUUCCAAAACCAACAAUAAAGAUUCAGCUGGUAGAAGAUUGGGUGUUAAGAAACAGGAAGGACAUUUCAUUCAAACUGGUGAAAUUAUCAUGAGACAAAGAGGUACUGUUAUUCAUCCAGGUGAAAAUACAAGUAUUGGUGUAGAUCAUACUAUUUAUGCUACUGAACCAGGUUAUGUUAGAUUUUACCUUGAUCCUUUCCAUCCAUUAAGAAAAUAUGUUGGUGUUGCAUUGAAAAAAGAUGUUAGAUUACCAAAACCACAUUUUGAACCAAGAUUGAGAAGAUUUGGUUACAUUCCAAUUGAAAAUCCAAUCGAAGCAGAAAAAGAAGAAGCUAGUAUGUCAAGAAAGGAAUUAUUGGCACAAGAUAAAUUGAAUGAAAUUAAAGAAACUAAAUCGAAAGCUAAAGAAACUUUCAUUAAUUCCUGUAAAGAAGCAUUGAAUUCAGUUUAUGGAAUGGGAUUAGAAGGUCAACAAUUAGAAGAUGCCAGUGAAAGAUUAUACAAUAUUUAUCAAUUACGUUCCGUUGGACAAUCAUUAUCUGAAGCUAGAACUCAAGUUACAUUCAAUCAACUUUAUGACAUCAACUUACAAGUCAGAAGAAAUGAAAUUACUAAAGAUCAAGUUAAAGAAUUACAAAAUCAAGUCAAAGAAUUCAUCAACAAAAUAGAUUCCGCCAUUGGUGUUGAAAGCAAUGGUUUACUUUACAAGAAUUUGACUGAAGAAGAAACUUUAUCUUUGAGAAAGGAAACCAGUGAGAAAUUGGCCAAACUUUAUAAAGAAAAUGCUCUUGAUAAAGAAUACAGAAAACAAGCCAGUGAACUUAUCAAUACCCCAGGUAUAUUUGAAGCUAAAGAAAGAAAAGAACUUACCUUGGAAUACUUGCCAGAAGUAUUACCACUUGAUGUUCCAGGAUCUGUUGUUGAAAUUACUGAUGCAAAGAACGCACCAAAGGAUCUUGUGAUACAACGUAUUUAUGAUGAAGCCAAUAGAAAGGUUAAGCUUGUGGGUAGACCAAAAGAAGCCUUUGCUACUUUGUAA